Molecule: messenger RNA, 1867 nt
Organism: Agrilus planipennis (emerald ash borer)
Lineage: Eukaryota; Metazoa; Arthropoda; Insecta; Coleoptera; Buprestidae
Product: U3 small nucleolar RNA-associated protein 14 homolog B-like
Exons: 2
Biological process (GO): rRNA processing
Cellular component (GO): nucleolus; small-subunit processome
Source: RefSeq, a predicted model, not a curated record
AAAGCUGCGAAAAAUAAAAGGGAAAAUAAAAUUAAGAGCAAGAAGUUUCACAGAAUACAAAGAAAGGAACGUCUAAAAAAGGAGUUUAAGGAAUUUGAAGAACUACAAAAGACAAAUCCAGAAGAAGCCCUAAAAAAAUUAAAAGAAAUUGAGAAAGCAAGGGCUGAAGAACGCGUAACGUUGCGUCAUAAAAGUACUGGAAAGUGGGCGCGAAACAAACAAAUUAGAGCAAAAUAUGACAAAGAAAGUAGGCAGGCAUUGGCGCAACAACUUCAAUUAAGUCGCGAGUUGACUCAGAAAGUGAAGUCAGCAGCUGACACUGAUUCUGAUGAAGAACAGGAAACAGUGGAGCACGAUAUUCAAAUUAAUUCGGAAACAAAUGAAAAUAAUCCAUGGACAAACGGAAAAAUUACAGUGUCUCAGGAAGUAGGAGAUUUUAUUAGUGGAUAUCGAAAAUUUUGGAAUGAACAGAAUAAACACGAGAAUGAGUCUAGAGAUAAUAAAGAGGAAAAUAGAGAAUUAAAAGGCAUGAUAAAAGGAAAUGCAAAUAAAAUUGAUCCCAUAGAUAGUAAAAACACAAAUGAAAACGGUAAAAAGUUAGAUACAAAAGUAAAAAAAUGUUUUAAUGAAAAUAAUGUUAACAAUUACAAGGAAACUGAAACUGAAAAUAAUGAUAAUGAAGCAAAUAAUUGUGUUGUUAAACAGGUGGCUAAGAAAAGUAAUAAUAAACUAAUAAAGGAUUCUGAAAAAGUAGUAAAUAAAAAAGAAAACAAGAAAACAAAAGAUGGUAAAUUAAAUUUUGCAUUAAAAAAACUUAACAAUAGAAAAAUAAGUCGUGGUAGUUGCAAGAAAUUAGAAAAAUCUUUAAGUACUUCAGAUUGGGAAGUAAGUGCCAUGGAUACAGACACUCUUAUUAAUAACUUGCCUUAUAUAAUUCAAGCUAAACUUGAAAAAAGCCUCGAACAGAAAGCAAAAAAGCUAAAAAGGCAACUGGGUUUAGUUGACAAAAAGAAUACAAAAAAUAUUAAAAAGAAAAGCAAUACAAAAGUGAAGAAUCCAAAAGCUACAAAAGAUUUAUUAGCACUUCCAAUGAAACUUAAAUAUCCCAAAUUAAAUGAAAAAAUGAUUGAGGAUACUUCCAGGAAGUCUAAUCAGGAUAUACUCCAGGGUAUAGAUAACAUACCAGAAAAUUCUAUAGAUGCUAUUUUAAGCCUAGAUACUAAAAAAAGUUCAGAACUCCCCAAAAAUAAUUUGAAUCAAAAAGACAUCGAUCCAAAUAAAUUUAUGAAUGCAAAACCUUCCAUUUUGAAUACUGGAAUCCCCGAUCUUCUUGGAUAUGACGAUAAUGUCGAAAAAGAAAACCAAGAAAGUGCAAUAGCAGAGGCAUUCCAAGAUGACAAAAUUAUCGACGAUUUUGCAGAAGAAAAGAAAGCGGAAACAGAAAAAGAAAAACCGAAAGAUAUAAAUUUAACUCUACCUGGUUGGGGUUCGUGGGGUGGGGUAGGAAUUAAAGUUUCUACACGAAAAAGAAAACGUUUCAUUUCAAAAUUCCCUAAAAAUAUACCACGAAAAGAUCAUAAAAAAGGAAAUCUAAUUAUAAAGGACAACAAAAAAUCUAUUAAGCCCCAUUUAGUGUCUGAACUUCCGUUUCCUUUUAAAAGUGUAAAAGAUUUCGAAGCCUCCAUUAGAGCUCCUGUAGGAAAUACAUUCAUUCCGGAGACUGCAUUUAGGAAAAACAUCUUACCAGCAGUAAUGACUAAAAUGGGAACUAUUAUUGAACCUAUAGAUAAUGAGAUAUUGCUUAAGAAAAAGAAAAAAUAAUUACGUGUGUAAAUACUCUAUGUAUAAUAAAAACAAAAUAACUUUA